This is a messenger RNA of Xyrauchen texanus (razorback sucker), 4155 nucleotides long. RefSeq names its product transient receptor potential cation channel, subfamily C, member 3 (gene trpc3). The record is from RefSeq and is a predicted model, not a curated record. Gene Ontology annotation, cellular component: cation channel complex; membrane. Lineage: Eukaryota; Metazoa; Chordata; Actinopteri; Cypriniformes; Catostomidae. Gene Ontology annotation, biological process: regulation of cytosolic calcium ion concentration; calcium ion transmembrane transport; manganese ion transport. Gene Ontology annotation, molecular function: protein binding; store-operated calcium channel activity; inositol 1,4,5 trisphosphate binding.
AUGUCCACUAAAGGAAGAGCCUCUAAACAUCGCAAAAGCGUCUCGUUCUCGGAGGAUGAGGAUGAGCAGUGCUGGAAAGAGGAGAACGGCGGCGUGGACACACAUCACAUGAAAUCCGUCAAAACAGUGGCAGAUUCAUCGGGAUAUUACCGCUACAACAUGAAAGUCUCGGAUCAUUUUUCCCAUCGCAGGAUGACUUUACCACGAGAAAAGGGUCGUCGUCAGGCAGUCCGCGGACCUGCGUUCAUGUUCAACGCCCGUGGCAGCAGCCUUACGGCAGAAGAAGAACGCUUCCUGGAUGCAGCAGAAUAUGGCAACAUCCCAGUGGUCCGUAAAAUGCUGGAAGAGUCAUCCACACUCAACGUGAACAGUGUGGACUACAUGGGACAGAACGGACUACAGUUGGCCGUUGGCAAUGAGCACCUGGAGGUCACUGAGCUGCUCCUGCGGCGAGACAACCUGGCCCGUGUUGGGGAUGCGCUCCUACUUGCUAUUUCCAAAGGUUACGUGCGUAUUGUAGAAGCCCUGCUGGGUCACCCGUCAUUUGCGAGUGACGAGCGUCUGACUCGUAGCCCCUGUGAGUUGCAGGACGACGACUUCUAUUCGUACGACGAAGACGGUACACGGUUCUCGCCUGAUAUCACACCAAUCAUCUUGGCUGCCCACUGCCAGAAGUACGAGGUGGUGCACAUGUUGCUCAUGAAGGGAGCCAGGAUCGAACGGCCACACGACUAUUUCUGCAAAUGCGCAGAUUGCACGGAGAAGCAAAGGAAGGACUCAUUUAGCCAUUCGCGGUCCAGGAUAAAUGCGUACCGUGGUCUGGCGAGCCCCGCAUACCUCUCACUCUCUAGUGAAGACCCUGUACUGACUGCUCUUGAGCUAAGCAAUGAGCUCUCCAAGCUGGCCAACAUUGAGAAGGAGUUUAAGGAAAAAAAGAACCGUAAUAAAGAGACAUCGCAGCACAAUGGCUUCUUUCUGAAUGACUACAGGAAGUUGUCUAUGCAGUGUAAGGACUUUGUGGUUGGCGUUCUGGAUCUGUGCAGGGACACUGAGGAGGUGGAGGCCAUUCUGAAUGGAGAUAUCUCAGCAGAGCUUGAGGAAGGGCAGCAUCAUCGCUCCCUGCUCAGCAGAGUAAAACUGGCCAUUAAAUAUGAGGUUAAGAAGUUUGUGGCUCAUCCAAACUGUCAGCAACAGUUGUUGACUAUCUGGUAUGAGAAUCUGUCUGGUCUUCGGGAACAAACCACUGCUGUGAAGUGUCUGGUAGUUCUGGUUGUGGCACUGGGACUCCCCCUGCUCGCUGUGGGGUAUUGGUUUGCCCCAUGCAGUAAGCUUGGUAAAGUACUGCGGAGUCCUUUUAUGAAGUUUGUUGCCCAUGCGGCUUCGUUCAUCAUCUUCCUGUGUCUGCUGGUGUUCAACGCGUCUGACAGGUUUGAAGGCAUCACCACUCUUCCAAACGUGACUGUAACUGACUAUCCACUUCAGAUCUUCAGAGUCAAGACCACCCGCUUCACAUGGACAGAAAUACUGAUCAUGGUCUGGGUCGCAGGAAUGAUGUGGUCGGAGUGUAAAGAGCUCUGGACUGAGGGCCCAAGGGAAUACAUCAUGCAGCUGUGGAACGUCCUGGAUUUCGGGAUGCUGUCUAUCUUCAUCGCUGCAUUCACUGCUCGGUUCUUCGCCUUCAUGCAGGCCAUGAAAGCCCAGAAGUAUGUGGAUGAGAAGGUCCACGUACCAGACCUUUCAAUGGUCACAUUGCCACCAGACAUUGAAUACUUUACAUACGCACGAGACAAGUGGCUUCCAUCAGAUCCUCAGCUAAUAUCAGAGGGUCUGUACGCCAUCGCCGUGGUCCUGAGCUUCUCUCGAAUCGCCUACAUCCUACCGGCCAAUGAGAGCUUCGGUCCGCUCCAGAUCUCUCUGGGCCGCACUGUGAAGGACAUCUUCAAAUUCAUGGUCCUCUUCAUCAUGGUAUUCCUCGCAUUCAUGAUCGGCAUGUUCAUCCUCUAUUCCUACUACCUGGGGGCAAAGGUUAAUCCCGCCUUCACCACGGUUGAGGAGAGCUUUAAAACUCUGUUUUGGUCCAUAUUUGGGUUGUCUGAAGUGUCCUCGGUGGUUUUGAAAUAUGAUCAUAAAUUUAUUGAGAACAUUGGCUACGUGCUGUACGGAAUAUACAACGUUACAAUGGUGGUGGUUCUGCUCAACAUGUUGAUCGCUAUGAUAAACAGCUCCUACCAGGAAAUAGAGGAUGAUGCAGAUGUGGAGUGGAAGUUUGCCCGGUCUAAACUCUGGCUGUCAUAUUUUGACAAUGGCAAAACUCUCCCCCCUCCCUUCAGCAUUGUCCCCACCCCAAAGUCCUUCUAUCAGUGCAUUAAGAAACUGGUCAACCUGCUCCGGUGUCGCCCGCGCCUGAAGAAAGACGUGGAGCUGGGUAUGGACAACUCCAAAUCCAGGCUGAAUCUCUUCACUCAGACCAGUAUGAGGAUCACAGAAUCUCACAGCUUCAACAGCAUCCUAAAUCAACCAACACGCUAUCAGCAAAUUAUGAAACGUCUCAUCAAACGCUACGUUCUGAAAGCACAAGUGGACAAAGAGAAUGAUGAAGUGAAUGAAGGUGAGCUGAAGGAGAUAAAGCAGGAUAUAUCCAGUCUGCGAUAUGAACUCCUGGAAGAAAAAUCCCAGGCCACAGAAGAGCUCUCUCUCCUCAUACAGAAACUCAGUGAUAAACUCAGCACACGGCCUGUCUUUACACACUGAUUCCAGCCUUCUCAUGCUAAUUAAUGGUGAUGUGUGCUAUUUCAACAUGUUAAAAUACUUCCUCCUAUUCCAUAUAAAUGCGCAGAGACUAGAAUUUUGCAAGUAAGCCAUUCGCAUAAUGACUUCCAGAAACGUAUAACACUGUGGCUGUGUAGCGAUUUCUAAACAUUGUUCUGUUUGUUGAGUGUGUCGACAUGUCAUCCUCUGGCUCCACCAAUGCUGUGAGUUUGUGGCGGGAGUAGAGCGUCGCUGGCUCCACCCACAUCCUGGAUCAUAUAUUCUUUCUUGACAAUGAAAUGCUUAUCAUCAUAGUCUCGUCAUUACACAGAACUGACUUGCCAACGUUGAGCUGUAGUGGAACUGAACUGGAUUCUUGUCGCUUACAUGUUUUAAUGUGUAAAUUAGCAAAGCUACAUAAUGGAAAAUUAAACCGUUUUUGUAAAUAUUUAAUACAGCGCAUUCUAAGCCACGAACAUACAACUAGUCCAUUCAGUUAUUAAACACAUGACAGCACAUUCAUUGUUUAAGAAACAAGACAUUUUAGAUGUAGUUAAACCUUAUUUUAAAUAAAUAUAUAUUCUUAUGUAUUUAUUUAUAAAUAUAUAAAUAUAUCCAUUAUAUAAAUGUAAUAUAUUCGUCUAUUUGUUGAGCUGUGUUAUAUUAGUUUCUCCUUAUUUAUUUUAUUUAUGAACAGGUGUUGUUUCUUGCAAAUAGCGGUAAAAGUGCUCAAUGUGUUUUUUAUCCAAUAGGAGUAAUUCAGUGAGCAUAAUGUACAUUAUCUCUCAUCUGAUCACCAAAAAAAAAAACCUAGGCAUGGAUUUCCUUCCUGUGCAUCCUCCCUAUAUCCAUUCCUGACAGAUCCUUCGCCAUUCCUUGCCAACCUCUUUAAUAUACAAAACAUCUCAGAGCUUCUAGCACAAAUCUAUGCAGUUUUAAAAUCUGUUCAUAUGUCCGUUGUCUUGAACUUGAACUUUUUUUUUUCCCCUAGACUCAAUUGGCCAUGUUUAUUGUCUUUAUUUCAUUAACAUGCAUCAUUUGUGAACAAAAUAUUACUUAACAAGGUUUGUUCACCCAAAAAUGUAAGUUCUGUCAUCAUUUACUUAUGCUCAUGUUGUUCCAUAACUGAUUUUUUUCUUCCAUCGAAAUUAAACAGAGGCUGUCUGACCUGCUUUUAUACAUACAGUAAAAGUAUGUUCAGUCAAGUGAUUUAUUCUAUCAAGCUCAAAAACAACAACAAUAAAAUCGCCAUAAAAAUAGCCAAAACAAUCUUUGAGUGAACUAUUAUAGAAAUGGAUAGUUCACCCAAAAAUACAAAUUCUCUCACCAUUUACUCAUCCUCAUGCCAUCCAAGAUGUUUAUGACGUUCUAUCAUCUGCAGAACACAAAUGAAGAUUUUUAGAAGAG